Molecule: messenger RNA, 1254 nt
Organism: Penicillium salamii
Lineage: Eukaryota; Fungi; Ascomycota; Eurotiomycetes; Eurotiales; Aspergillaceae
Source: the annotation of a GenBank genome assembly
AUGCCCCCUAAACGAGCUUGUGAUAUCUGUAUAUCCCGCAAGGUCAAAUGCAACGGCUCUUGGCCGUGCGAUACUUGCCACGGGGCAGUGAAAAAGGUGCAAUGUACGUACUUGAGACCCGCGCGCAGGCGGGGCCCGAAGUCUCGGCGAACAUGCCGAGAAGACGCCGACCAACCAACACUGCGAGUGAGUGAUGAACAUCGUGACCAGGCAUCUGAGUCGAUCGCAAAGGCCGAGAGGACUAUCUCACUCUCUCAGCCCACAGAAGCUUCCAGCACUCAGCGCAUUCCGACCGCCGUUCUUGAAUCGAUCGUUCGGCUGUAUCAGAGGUACUCAUACAGUAUCUGGCCUGUCAUUAACGCAGAAGUACUUCUAUCCAAAAUCAAAGACAUAGAAGCGGACCAAGAUGAUCACCAUGCCCAGAACAUUGUUUGUCUAGCCACUGCCCUCUGCGCGGCAACAAUGGCCCAGUUGCAUGUCGAACCCCAGGUUACCGAAUUCGGUACCGUGGACAGUACAGCAUUGGUGCAGGCAUGUCUGCGAAGGCGCAAUAAAUUCCACGACCAUGGAGAACACAUUGAUCUUCGGAGCAUCAUGGUUUCGUUCUUUUUACAUGUUCAUCAUGCAAAGGCCAACCAACGGAACUCGGCAAUGAUGUAUAUUCAAGAAGCUAUUGCUGGAGCCCGGGUCUUGCGACUAGACGAAGUGGGUUCUCAGAAGCAGGAUGAGGUAUUCUCAAACACGGCCUUGGUCUUCCCAUUACUUUGGGUAUCGGAGAGAGGGUAUGCCUUACACUUGGGCCUCUCGCCUUCAUAUAACGAGCCGCUCUCGAUCACGGACCCAGAGAUGGACAAUGAUGCCGACGUUGAAGCUCAAGGGCUGCUGGAGCUAGCCAAGCUUUUUGUCGCAUUUGACCGCAUCGCAGUGCGUCGCAAAUCACCCACAGGAGCCACUACGGUCGAUUUGACUGAUACAGAAAAUAAAUUGUCUUCUUUGUCUUUCUGCAUGGCGGAUCUCGUCUCUGCCAGAACCGCCGAUUACCAUAUCACGCGGCAGUGGAUGAGAACAAUCCUAUGGCAGCAUGCGCUCUCAAUGGGCUUAUUGUCUUCUGCCGCAUAUGAAACAGUUUUGACAUUUGGCUUUCCUGUGCAGGUUGGUCGUGACUUACUGCAGGCUUUAAGAUGGUUUUGUGAGACGGACUUGCUUCCACUGGGACGAGAUCAGGUUAGUGAGACCACGUUUGGAGAAUACUAG